Messenger RNA from Caenorhabditis angaria, 899 nucleotides. The record is from the annotation of a GenBank genome assembly. NCBI's taxonomy places the organism in Eukaryota, Metazoa, Nematoda, Chromadorea, Rhabditida, Rhabditidae.
AUGCCAACUUUCGGCUAUUCCGAUGAAACAAACAGUGCCGGAUACGUAACAAUCCCAUUUAUCGACACAAUCUUCACCCAAAUCGAAAAAUGGGCUCCAAUUUUCAAGAGCAAGCUGUCAAAUUGGAUUUUGACCAAGGAACAGAGGAAAAUCUCAACAGAAAGUACCCCAAUUUUUAUUCCCCUAGUGGUCGCAUUAUUUGUAAGUUAAUUUUGAAAAUAAAUUCCAAUUCCUCUAAUUUAGGCCUACAAUUUCUUCGGCUAUGCAUUGGAUGUACUUUUCCACCCUAGACUUGAGGCUUAUAAAAGUAUAUGGAAAUUUCUCACAAUUUCUGACGAAAUCUUCGCAACUCUUGUUAUCGGUCUACCCCUGGAAGUUGUUCAUGGCCCAUUAGUCACUUCCAUAUUCUACCUAGGCUCUGCAAUCUAUGGUUUUACCUUCUCAUAUAUUUUAGAUGGAGAAAUGAUGCAAGAAUUAUAUUGUCAUGGUGCAACCUAUGCACUAAUCGCUUUAAAUCUAACAAAUAUCCUCAAAAAUUGGAAGAUUUUUUGAGAACAAGUAUCUGCAUUUUUUAAUAAUCGCGAUUUACAUCAUUCCACAAGAAACCGAGGAUAUCAAAGAUAGAAUUCAGGGCGAAAUACACUUUCAAAAUUUCCAUAUAUUACACGCAAUCGGCGGUUGUUUAUACGGUUUUCAAUUGGGAUAUUUUUGGAUUUACAAAAAUGUGGUGAGCUAAAUAAAAGCUAUCAGCUUCUUCAUAGAAAAAUUCUCCAUUUCAGAACGGAGAACCGCUCGAAAAGAUUUCUCGGAGACAUUUAUCAAUCACAAUUGGUGUUUUGACCGCUUACGCUCUUCUCGCAAAGGUUUCAGGAAUCUAUACACAUCCAUACUAUGCUUAA